Molecule: messenger RNA, 2421 nt
Organism: Oryzias latipes (Japanese medaka)
Lineage: Eukaryota; Metazoa; Chordata; Actinopteri; Beloniformes; Adrianichthyidae
Gene: dmap1
Product: DNA methyltransferase 1 associated protein 1
Biological process (GO): DNA repair; negative regulation of transcription by RNA polymerase II; chromatin remodeling
Cellular component (GO): nucleus; Swr1 complex; NuA4 histone acetyltransferase complex
Molecular function (GO): transcription corepressor activity
Source: RefSeq, a predicted model, not a curated record
GACUGAAUGGAUCGACUCCCGACCGGAAGUUGUUGAUUGGUUUUUAGCUAACCGUUGUCCGGUCUUUAUGAAAUAACUAGUUAAUUUUCUUCGUUAUUGCUCUAGGUAUUGCGUAUUCUGAGAAUCUUUAUUACAUUCAUUAAAAAUAGUAACAGUUUAUUGUCUGGCUAUAUAUUAUUUUUAAUAUAACAGUGGCUUGUGAUUACGGUAUGGUAGCGUUAGCCUUUAGCUAGAAUCGCUCUACAUCAUUCACUGAAUGGAGCGGCGCUUUUAAAUGCACUGGUUCGUGCAGACAGGUUUAAUAGCAUAUAAGACAGAGAGAUAGAAAAAACAUGGCUACUGGUGCUGAUGUUAGGGAUAUUCUUGAGCUGGGCGGAGGAGAUAAUGACGGUCCUAUCAGCAAGAAAGACCUCAUCAACUCAGAUAAGAAAAAAACAAAGAAGGCAACGGAAACACUGACCUUCAAGAGGCCAGAGGGAAUGCACAGAGAGGUCUAUGCUCUUCUCUACUCGGACAAGAAAGAUGCCCCCCCUCUGCUACCCAGUGAUACAACUCAGGGCUACAGAACUGUCAAAGCCAAGCUAGGCUGUAAAAAGGUACGACCCUGGAAAUGGAUGCCUUUCACAAAUCCAGCCCGAAGGGAUGGAGCCAUUUUCCACCACUGGAGACGAGUGGCAGAAGAGGGCAAGGACUACCCGUUUGCUCGCUUCAACAAGACGGUGCAAGUACCAGUGUACUCCGAGCAGGAGUAUCAGAUGUAUCUCCAUGAUGAUGGUUGGACUAAAGCAGAGACGGACCACCUGUUUGACCUCUGCAAGCGAUUUGACCUGCGCUUUAUAGUUGUUCAUGAUCGCUAUGACUACCAGCAGUACAGAAAACGCUCCGUGGAAGACUUGAAGGAGCGAUAUUACAGUAUUUGCGGUAAACUGACCAAAGUUCGGGCAGCAACUGGGACGGAGCCCAAAAUAUACAUUUUUGAUGCUGCUCACGAGAGGCGACGUAAGGAGCAGCUUGAUAAGCUUUUUAACCGCACACCAGAGCAAGUGGCAGAAGAGGAGUAUCUUAUUCAGGAGCUAAGGAAGAUUGAAAACAGGAAGAAAGAGCGGGAGAAAAAGGCUCAAGAUUUGCAGAAACUCAUCAAAGCAGCGGACACAACUACAGAAUUGAGACGAGCUGAAAAGAGAGUUUCUAAGAAGAAGAUUCCACAGAAAAGAGAAACAGAAAAACCGGCUGUUCCAGAGACUGCGGGCAUCAAGUUCCCCGACUUUAAAUCAGCUGGUGUCACCCUGCGGAGUCAGAGGAUGAAAAUGCCGAGCUCAGUUGGGCAGAAAAAAAUCAAGGCUAUCGAGCAGAUCCUGGUAGAGCAAGGAGUGGAUCUGAACCCGAUGCCUACAGAGGAGAUAGUUCAAAUGUUUAAUGAACUUCGCAGUGACCUGGUGCUGCUGUAUGAGCUGAAACAAGCUCACAGCAACUGUGAGUACGAGCAGCAGAUGCUGCGUCACCGCUACGAGGCCCUGCUGAAGGCUGGCAGCGCGGUUGGCUGCGGUGGCAUCCCCAUGUUGGGACCGAGCGCCGGUUCACAGGGUGGGGAACUCAACACCCUGAACAGCAACGCAUCGUCCACUCCGGGGCCCGAAGCUCAGUCUUGGCUGAGUGCCGACGACAUCAAGGUGGAGGCCAAGGAGCAGAUCAUUGAUGUUGUAGGAGCACCGCUCACUCCUAACUCGCGCAAACGGAGAGAAUCGGCAUCCAGCUCAUCGUCUGUGAAAAAAGCAAAGAAGCCUUAAUGAGUGCCGGGACAGCCUGAAGAACAGUGGGGGGGUCGCACGUUCUGAUGACUGGGGAGAGUUAUGCCCGGCCAACACGGACACAACUGAACCGGACACUAUAUUACUGUCUAUUUACACAGAAGCAACUGUGUCUGUGCACACGCACACAGACCUACACCUCACUUACUAACUAGAUCUUUCCAAACCCUCUCCAUCUGGCUGUGACAAAGGCGACGACUGAGUGACAUUUCAUUCCAUUACUGCUCGUCUCCCUUCCUCCACCACUGGUCGACCUGAGAUGUGGCGAGUGCAACUGUAAAUUGCCAGUCUGAGCUAAUCGGGACAUUGGGAAGAAGGUGGGAAUGAGCGGGUAAUUGAAAUGAAUUGGAAUGACAGAGUUAGGGAGCGGGUGGACCUGCAGCCAAAAUGCUCAUUUGAGCGUUCUAAGGGUUGUUAUUGCUUAGGGUUUUCCUGUGUAGCCUAAUCAUAUUGUAGUGUUUACUGGAGAUGUGUUUUGAUAUUAGCCCACAGAGGGGGUGGCUGUCUCCACCCGCUGCCCUUUCUUCACAUUUAGGAACAGAUUGAUUCUUCUCUCAGGUGACAUUGAAAAUGCUACAGCUCAUUGUUGAAUAAAUUCGUUUUUUUUUUCUAA